AUGUUUGUUCAGAUAUCUGCGCUGACAAGCUUCGUUUGGGUUGCUGCUCCUAUUAUUGCUCUGCAGUGCUUCAUCGCUGCUGUUCACCGACACUGCCAGACACUGAAGGAGACAGGAAGGCUCACACUGGGUACUGCAUGCCGAGCAUCAAAGGUGGCUUCUUUGUUCAUCUUCUUCCCGUGGAAAUACUCACACUUUGGGCUGUAUCGCAGACAGUCAUCAGCAUCUUGCUUCUACUCGUUCUCAUACAUACUGCGUGUUGCCUGUAUCGUGGUGCUGAUACAGGCAUUUGCAUCCACGCCUGAGGUUGUCUCAAGCCCUGCCGAUGACUCAAAGUUGAACUGCACAGGGCUCCUGAAGAACCUGACGCGCAAAAAAAAGCCUAAAGGUCAUACUGUGCUUGACGAUGGCAAGCAGAGACUGACCUACCUGGUCUCGUGUCAGCUGCCUGUUGUCGUGGCUACGGCUAGUCUGUUCCAAUCCCUGCCUGUCGGAGCAUUUCUCCUGUCUGUGGCAGGCAAGUUUAUCACUGAAGCCAAGACGAUGUUUCGGCACUGUGAUUGGUGCUCUGCGAAAACAGACCGCUCUCUGCGAGCAGAAAUCAGCCGUAAGGCACGGGACAUCAGAGACAGUAUGGCAGCCGGCACACUGGAACCGUCUUGGAAGGAUCGGAAGCUUCUUGACCUGGAGCUGGUGUUGCUUCUGCUAGACCUUGUUUCUGAUCUCAACUGCAUAACCCAGUUUGCGCUGGCUUCUCGCUGGGGUUGGGCCGCUGCGCAGUCUGCAGUUUUCCUUUUGAGUCUGGCCUUUGAGCUCCAUGCAGCUUCAGCAAGCUCCUUGGUAGCAGCCGUGCUGGAGAGUCGCAAAUGCGGAUAUCCAACGGAUGAGUACUUGAUCUUUGUCCGGACCGAAAAGACUAUAGAGGCUCCAUUUUCUUUGCUGCUGCAAUACUAUGCGACAUUCUAUGUUCUUGACCCACUGCUAUUUCUGAGCGCAUGCGUCUCGAUGGUCCUGAGCAGUUUCAGUGUGGCGAAGGGCGCCUACGAGCAGCUCCACCUAGCUCUCGAUGAAGCAGUGGACCAGGCUGAGGAGCUGGUUGACCGGCAAAAUCUGGCGCGGUCGCAGGGUGCUAUGUGUGAUAAGCCUCCAAUCCAGGUGGAGCCGGUCGGCCGUCAUUAUUUGGACCGAGAAUGA
Messenger RNA from Symbiodinium sp. CCMP2592, 1194 nucleotides. The record is from the annotation of a GenBank genome assembly. Lineage: Eukaryota; Dinophyceae; Suessiales; Symbiodiniaceae.